Molecule: messenger RNA, 530 nt
Organism: Caenorhabditis angaria
Lineage: Eukaryota; Metazoa; Nematoda; Chromadorea; Rhabditida; Rhabditidae
Source: the annotation of a GenBank genome assembly
AUGGAUAUUCAAGCACAAUUCGAAGAAGAAGUUAACAAAUUGAAAACUCUUGAAAAAGGUGAGUGAAAAAUUAUGAUUAUUCUCGAAAGAAAACAUUUUUUAGAUCGAGAAAAAUACAUGAAUAAUAGACAAGAGUUGGAAAUGAAAUUAUCCGAAAGCAAAAAUGUUAAAUCGGUGAGUAGUUUUUCACUUAUUCAAGAAAUAUUUUAGGUAACUUUUUAAAAGUGAUUUUAUUCAGGAAUUACAAUUGCUUGGAGAUGAUGCGAAAGUAUUCAAACUAAUUGGGGCUGUUUUGGUUGGACAAGAUUUGGAAGAAGCUAAAUCAACAGUUGAUAAAAGAUUGGAAUUUAUCGAAGCCGAAAUGUAAGGAUUAUUUUAAGAUUAAAACACUAUUUGAAAUCGCAUUUUUCAGUAAGAGAGUUGAAGGUAGUUUGGGAGAAUGCACAAGUAAAACAAAUAGCCAACGUGAGAAGAUAAUGGCUAUGCAGAAAUCAUACGCUGCCGCUGCUGCUGCGGCACAAAAGAAAUAA